UGGCGCUGUUUCGGAACCAUUCUGACAACAAACUCAUGUUAUAGUGAGUCACAAGAUCGAGUUUGCUACAAAUAAUCAAAACAAAAUGGACAAACUGAAGAAAGCGUUGAGUGGAGACGAUGAAGACGAAGAGAAAGGGAUCGUCACACAGAUAUCUGAUGCCUCCACCUUAAGUUGGUCAACCCGAAUAAAAGGCUUCAUAGUGUGUUUUGUCCUCGGUGUUGUGUUAUCAACGUUGGGAACCUGUUUAUUAUUUGCAAAAAAUGGUCUCGUCAUGUUUGCUGUUUUGUACACUGUUGGCAACGUUCUGUCAUUAUCAAGUGAUGAUGUCAACAGGGUGGCAGCACUCAACAACAUAUAA
Molecule: messenger RNA, 361 nt
Organism: Haliotis rubra (blacklip abalone)
Lineage: Eukaryota; Metazoa; Mollusca; Gastropoda; Lepetellida; Haliotidae
Product: vesicle transport protein SFT2B-like
Exons: 4
Coding region: 86-361 (91 amino acids)
Biological process (GO): vesicle-mediated transport
Cellular component (GO): membrane
Source: RefSeq, a predicted model, not a curated record